AUGGCAUCCCCGGAGCCAUCCCAAGUGGACCACCUUCCACCACCGCACGUCUCUUCCGAUGAGAAAUCACCCGCCGUCCAAACCAGCGGCGGCGAUGGAGCGCUCGAGUUGUUGGCAGCAGGUGGCCGUGGCAACAGCCUAGAUCCUGAAGCAUCGGGGCGCCUGGUGCGCAAGAUCGACCUGUACGUCAUGCCGUUGAUCUGCGUCGUGUAUUUCCUCCAGUACCUGGACAAGAUCGCGAUCAGCUACGCCAGUGUGACGGGAAUGCGCGAGUCCACAAAUCUCCACGGCAAUCAAUUCAACUGGGUGUCCAGCAUGUUCUUCUUUGGCCAGCUGGCGCUCUCAUUCCCGACUAUGCGCCUCAUCCAGGCCUUCCCCCUGGCGCGCUACGUCGCCGUCAACGUGACCCUCUGGGGAAUAAUCUUGGCUUGCAUGGCGGCCUGUCAAUCGUUUGCGUCGCUGAUGGUCUGUCGCACGCUUCUGGGCGCCAUGGAGGCGGCCGUGGUGCCCGCCUGGGUGGUCUUCACCUCGCAGUGGUACCGCAAGGAAGAGCAGGCUUUCCGCGUUGGUGUCUGGUUUUCCAUGUGCGGGUGGGCCCAGAUGCUCGGAGGCUACAUUGCCUAUGGGGUGGCCGUCCACAUCGGGGGCGACCCCAACGCCUCCCUACGGGGUUGGCAAGUCAUCUUCCUGAUCCUCGGUCUGUUCACCGUCGUGACCGGCGUUCUCUUCUUCUUCAUUCUGCCCGAUUCGCCAGUCACGGCCCGAUUCCUCUCCGCCGAAGAGAAGGCCCUACAUGCCGAGCGGCUUCGAGCGAACGAGCAGGGCAUCGGAAGCACCGUGUUCAAACCGGCACAGGUCUACGAGGCUCUGGUUGAUCCUCACACCUGGCUGUACGCCUUCUGGGUGUUCGCGGCCAAUAUACCAAACUCAACCGCCACCAGUUUCGGGAAUAUCUUGGUGAGCGGCAUGGGCUACACGCAGCGGCAGAGUCUGCUCCUCGUGACGCCGCUCGGAGCGUACGAAGUGGUCCUGCUGGUGGGACUCACCUACCUUAGUAUGAAAACGGACCAACGACUGUUCUGGUGUAUUGUCGGCCACAUUCCGGCGAUUGUGGGGGCAAUCCUCAUGGCGACGACGGACAAGGCAGGAGCCCUGGUGGGCUUCUACUUGACCGGGGGAAUCCCCAUCGGCUGGACGACGAUCCUGGGACUCACCAGCACCAACGUGGCCGGGUCAACCAAGAAGAUCACCGUGUCGUGCAUCCAAACGAUCGCCUAUACGGUCGGAAACAUCAUCUCCCCACAGACCUUCCAAUCCAGUGACGGCCCCAAGUACCUUCCGGCCAAAAUUUCGAUUGUGGUCCUGUACUUCCUUGUCACACUUGAUCUCCUGUUGAUCCGCUGGGUGUCGAUCCGGGAGAACCGCCGACGCGAUCGCGAGAAGGAGGCAUUGGGUGACGCGUAUGUCGUACCACAGAACCACGAGUUCUUGGACCUGACGGACCGGGAGAAUCCCGAGUUUCGCUAUGCAAUUUGA
This is a messenger RNA of Aspergillus campestris IBT 28561, 1536 nucleotides long. Its product is annotated as allantoate permease family MFS transporter. Gene Ontology annotation, molecular function: allantoate transmembrane transporter activity; dipeptide transmembrane transporter activity. Lineage: Eukaryota; Fungi; Ascomycota; Eurotiomycetes; Eurotiales; Aspergillaceae. Gene Ontology annotation, biological process: dipeptide transport; allantoate transport; transmembrane transport. Gene Ontology annotation, cellular component: plasma membrane. The transcript has a single exon. Bases 1 to 1536 code for a protein of 511 amino acids. The record is from RefSeq and is a predicted model, not a curated record.